This is a messenger RNA of Anarrhichthys ocellatus (wolf-eel), 4907 nucleotides long. RefSeq names its product UDP-Gal:betaGlcNAc beta 1,4- galactosyltransferase, polypeptide 3 (gene b4galt3). The transcript is spliced from 8 exons. Bases 673 to 1962 code for a protein of 429 amino acids. Gene Ontology annotation, biological process: galactosylceramide biosynthetic process; carbohydrate metabolic process. Gene Ontology annotation, cellular component: Golgi apparatus. The record is from RefSeq and is a predicted model, not a curated record. Gene Ontology annotation, molecular function: galactosyltransferase activity. NCBI's taxonomy places the organism in Eukaryota, Metazoa, Chordata, Actinopteri, Perciformes, Anarhichadidae.
CCCGUCUGAUCCAACGAUACAAUGAUCCAGCCGUGUGUCGAUGAGGCAGAGCGCACUUGCCUGUGUUGACGCGGCGAUGCUCUUGCGUGUCAAAGCGUUUGCAGCGCUCUCUAAGCAGCUACGGAGAGAUUUCGCCUCGGAUGAGAGAUUAGGAGGAGGAGGAGGAGGAAGAGCGACCAGCAUCAGAAAGAAAAAACCUCGCUUUAUUUUGGUCCAUCGCGUCGACUCGGUGGCAGCGGCCCCGUCGAUUCUCCGAGGAAGCCGGGGGCUGGAUUUGAAAUGUCGCAGGGAUGUGCUGAAAGCUUGAUGAUGAAAGGAGGAAGAGGAGGAGAGAGGUGGAGUGAGCCCAUCCUGGCCCAGGACAGGUUUUAAUUAGACCCUCGCAAUAGCAGUGACGUCUGUGGUCAGGAGGUGAUGGCAGUGCUGACUGAGCUUCACCACCACUACUACCCAUUCCUACAGAUGGACACACCCCUCCUGAACGCCUGAGCCUGCACUGAGCGCUGCCUCCUUCCCCUCCUCUCCUUCUGCCUCCCCUUGCUCAUUUCCCACCUCUCCCGUCCGUCAUCCUCAUCCAGCUGCCACUUCCUCCCCCCCGAAUCUCUCCUCCCACUCCUCCAUCCAUUUUCCCAAAGUUUGAAUUCCACUGUACCGCUAAAAUCUUACUUUAUUAUGGCGUGUUACGGACGCUCUCUGGACUCCCCGUGUACACUGGCCUUGCUGGUGGGCUUCCAGUUUGCCUUUGUUCUCUAUUUCUCCCUUGGGGGCUUCAGAGGCCUGGUGUCUGUCCUGGUGCACACCACAGGGCCAGAGUUUGAUUAUUCUCGACCUCACGACGUCUACACCAACCUCAGUCAUUUGGGAGUACCGCCUCCCCCGCCUCGCAACUCUGGCACCGGACCCCCUCCCACAGGACCACCGCUGAGAGACUGCCAGAUCCCUUCCCCACUGCUGGUCGGACCUGUGUCUGUCCUUCUUUCCUCUCCUCUGUCCCUGGAGGAGAUCAGACUGAGGAACCCGUUAGUGUUGCCAGGCGGUCACUACCGGCCUCCUGACUGUGAGCCCCGCCACCACACAGCGAUAGUGGUGCCAUACCGGAACCGGCAGACCCACCUCCGUGCCCUCCUCUAUCACCUCCACCCCUUCCUGCAACGACAGCAGAUCCACUACAGCAUCUAUAUAGUGCAGCAGUGGGGGAACGGUACUUUUAACCGAGCCAAGCUGCUGAAUGUUGGGGUGCGGGAGGCCCUCAGAGAUGAAGACUGGAGCUGCAUCUUCCUGCACGAUGUCGACCUGCUGCCCGAGAACGACCACAACACCUACACUUGCCACAAACAGUUCCCCACACACCAGUCUGUGGCCAUGGACAAGUUCCGAUACAGGCUGCCGUACCCACAGUAUUUUGGUGGGGUGUCUGCAGUUACCCCAGACCAAUACAUGAAGAUGAACGGCUUUCCUAACCAGUACUGGGGCUGGGGUGGAGAGGAUGAUGACAUUGCUGCUAGAGUACGUCUAUCUGGCAUGAAGAUCAUGCGCCCUCCAGUGGCCAUUGGUCAUUACAAGAUGAUCAAGCAUAAAGGAGACAGAGGCAAUGAACAAAACCCACGCAGGUUUGACCUUCUGAAAAGGACCAGACUCAACUGGCGCUCUGACGGCCUCAACUCUCUGACCUACGAGCUCCUUUCCAGAGAGCUGGAGCCACUCUACACAAACCUCACCGUUGACAUUGGAGAAGAGCCCCGUGUGCCCCCCCAUGGUAAAGCACCCAGCCUCGUGAAAGCAGCAACCCCUGUCCACCAACGUAGCACCAGCAAGACCGGGGACGCAACCAAACCGGAGAAGAGGCAAGAAAGCAAAGGGGCAAACAUGACUGUGGCUAAGCCGGCAGCUGAAAAGACAGAACCUGCCCGGUUAAAGGCAGUGAAUCAGACAACGCAGGAGAAGACAGGUGUGGUGAAAUAGGAUGAGCUGUAUAAUAAAAGGACUGCAUCUCAUCUGUUGCAUAAGUGGCUGCCCCCUUCAGGAAAGCAGUGUAAAUCUGUUCUGUUGUGGGACACAAGGUAUACCAGCUUUCUGUGCUCGGUGCAGGUUAGGGAUAUUUAUGCAAUGGAUCGAAUGAACAAACGCCCUUUUUGUCUACAGGGGGGGGUUCAUUCAGGAACACGACAGAGUCGCCUCUUGGUUUAUCAUCCACUGAAUGUGACUGUGGCUCUAGUUACUGACAGACGUCUGAGGCUCAUGACUUAUUUGGGGCCAGGAGAAGAAUAGUAAACGACUCAGUUGUGUCCACGUAGAAAACAAACUGAAUGAAAAUGAGACAGCAACUAUAGAAGUCUCUGCUCUUUUCCAGAAAGCGCAACUCGUAAGCAACCCAUCUGCUGCCAGCAGACCUGCAGCUUCAUCCAGUUUGUUCCCAAAAAACUGCUGCUGUCAGUCCACCCCACUCCACGGUGGGUUUGUGUUUCUGUGCCUUCUCUCUUUUAAUGCGCAUUUUAUAGACUGGUAUAGCUGCUUUUAGACGCUAACCUGGGGUUAGUUUUACCUCUCCGGCCUCGCAGGCAAAUGUUAGAAAGCAGGGAGGCUAAAGCUGAUCCUAGAUUAGGACAAACGAUUUGUUCCAGGACUGCCGUUUUAUAUUUGUGUGCAUUGAUCAAGCGCUGACCAACUCCAUAGUUAUCAGACAAUUCGAGAGUUUAUAUUUAUAUAGAGAGACUUCUUCAUUUGUUUUCCAAUUUCUUUUACUCGUCCUUCCUUACAGUAUGGUGCCUCUCUCUCUAUCUCUCUCUCUGACAUUUAGUUCCUAGACAAUCAAAUCAUAUGGGAAGAUGACUCUGUAUCCAACCACAUAACAAUGUGAGGAAAUAUUAUCAUGAAGAGUAUCUUUACACCUGUCAGAUAAACAUAGACUUGGCAUGAUAGUUGUUGUCUAGUUUGACUAUACUCUUGAUACAUGGGUAGACCUAUGCUUCUGAUAUUAUCUGUGAUUUUAUUAUUUUUCUUUUAGUCUAGUCAGGUAUGGGUAAAAGACAAACUUGCAGACAAUAUUGUAGGCACGUGACUACACAUUCUGCCAGUUUUUAGAUUGUAUUUUAAUUAUAAAAAAGGUCAUAGUAACGAAAAAGCACUGUGUAUAGAUCUAGGUCAGCUUUGUACUAGAAGUCCUGACGUCUUCACAGAGGGUCUCAGCAUAUUAGACCCGGGUGUAUCUAAAAGCUAUAAAUGAAUGUCUGCCUCUACUUGUCUGUCACUUUUGUAUCUUAAAGGAAAGGAGACAAGGAAGAAGGACACAUGUUUAUUAGAGAGAAAAUGUCAUGAUUUUAUUCUGAGGGCUAACAAAUUAGGACAUGCAUGUAGGUAAUUUAUGCUGACGGAUCAAUUAUCAUCUACUCUACGUCUCACAGACAUUCAGUUUCUGUUUCCAUAUCAUCCAUUUGGAAUGUAUUAUUUUCAGUUUACCUUUUGUGAAGGGAGACUUUAUCAGUUGAGCUUAGUUCUAGGACUUUAUUCUGAUCACACGUAGGAUUUCUUGCUGCUAUAGGGAAACGGUGAACUGUGCAAUUAACCAGCUUGAAAGAUUACGUAUCGUUACACAUUUUCAGGUGUGGAGUUGAGUUUUAUCACACUAACAAUGUAUUACUUUUGCUAACUUGAAUGUAUUUAAUUUAUUCAUUUAUUUAUUAAGUGACUGAUAAAGCUCAAUGCUGUGUUUUAGGGGUUGCAAUGACUUUCUCCAGUGACUAUAAUACCAUAUUAUACACUCCACGUUUCUUAUGUUAACAUUGUGCCUCAUGAAAUAAGACCGUUACUGAAGGACUGAGUUCAUACUGCUGGGCUAUAUGUGACCGCCCUCUAGUGGUACAGGGUGGCAUUGCGCCAGCCAAGUGGAACCGAGUACUGAAUGAAACUGCAGUGUUGUGACAUGAAUGCUAAUCAUCAAUGUUGGCCAUUCACAGGUUUCAGCCAAUCAAAUCUUUGCAUUGCUCUGUGUGGAGGGUUUCUCUUUUGCGUAGUAUCACAUGAUUGAUCCUGCCAGCUUAAAGGUGUAGAGACUGUAACUCUGCAUUUUACUGGUUUACAGAACCAAAAACUACACGGGGAGUGUUUAUGAAUGGAUAUAGUUUUAUAGAAGGAAUCUGUGUUUAUUUAUGAUGAAAUAUUGCCAGUUAUAAACAAAGAGUGCGGUCUUGACAGAGUACAUUGGGAGAUAAUAAUGCUCGAUUUCUUAGCUUUGUACUACAUGGUAGUUUAAUUGCAUAUCAAUAGAUAAUAUAUCCACCUUAUAUCAUAUUGCCUGGGACAAUGCCUGUAUGACAUGAAGCAGUGACACACUAAAAGCUUUUAAGGAGGUUAUGUAAUCUCAACAGAUUAAUCAGCAUACUGUGUGUUUACCUGGAGAUUGUUCUAUAUUUAAUAAAUAGGCUAGUUUUUAUAAAUGAUGUUUUCGCAUUAAGUGUUGGAAAUAUAUACUGUGUUGAAUGCAAAUUCAGUAAACAGGAUUGGGACUUCAUGGCAACAAUUUUUAUUUAUUUUAAGAGUUAAUUUGCUGUCAUUAAACACACGUGUGAGAAGUGUAAACGUGAUUGCUGAGAACCACCUGACUAGAAGGAUGGGAUGCUUAUGUAUUCAUGACAAAUAAGACGUAAUUAAUCCACCACUUAUAAUUGAGGACCAUAAUAUUUGCAUCAUGCAAUGAUACCUGUCGUCUUAGGUUGCCUUAUUUAUUGACCAUGUCUUUACUAUGAAAGAUUGUAAGUCUGUGUGUGUGUGUGUGUGUGUGUGUGUGUGUGUGCUUGUGUAGAGAGCAAGGUCGUCAGAAAAGGCAACACAGGCAGUGAACUAUAUGAUGGACAGUGUUGUUGCAGAAAGCAAAUAUAUAUACCAAUAAAAAACACAUAAUCAAAAUGUGA